AUGCAGUUGCAUGAGCUGGAGGAAAUUAGGCACCUGGCCUAUGAAAACUCGAAGAUUUACAAAGAGAGGACAAAAGCUUUCUAUGACAAGAGGAUCCUCAACAGAAGCUUUGCACCAAACGAUCAGGUAUUGCUCUUUAACUCUAGAUUGAAAUUGUUUCCAGGGAAGCUGAAAUCGAGAUGGUCUGGACCAUUCACCAUCAAGGAGGUUCAACCAUAUGGAGCUGUAGUGUUGCUGGACACUAAAGGAGGCGAGUUUGUUGUCAAUGGACAGAGGUUGAAACCAUACCUUGCUGGUUCAAAUAAGGCAGAGGGUGAAUCAGUCACCUUAAGCGAUCCUCCUCAAGCCUAA
Messenger RNA from Eutrema salsugineum, 351 nucleotides. RefSeq lists its product as uncharacterized. Lineage: Eukaryota; Viridiplantae; Streptophyta; Magnoliopsida; Brassicales; Brassicaceae. The transcript has a single exon. The record is from RefSeq and is a predicted model, not a curated record. The coding region runs from base 1 to 351 and encodes 116 amino acids.